AGGAUUUAUGUAAUUUCCGUAAUUUAGAGAGUUAGGGUUCCUAGUAAGGAAUUUAAAGAACUUAUACCAGCCACCAUUGAAGGUAUUGGAAGAGUGUAACUUGUUAGUUUGUAGAAGAAUGUCAUCGAAAGAUUUCAGCACUCAGCAGGGAGCAGCCUCAGAUCAUCUGGAGACCAAGAGCUUUAAUGGGGUAAAGACUGAUUUUGGGCAUAUGCAAGGGAAGGGUGGGAGAGUUCUAAAGCGUUUAAUCCGAGAGUUUGCUGAUGGUCAUCGCAACAUCCCAAAUUUAACUUGAUUGCUGUCUAUAUAUAUUGUAACUUAGAGUUGAUUCUGCGUGAAGCUUCAUUCUCUCCCUAGCUUAGAGCACCUCUUGCAAAAUGAUGGCUAGUUUUCAAUCUAGCUUAUUGCUGGCAGAGUGUACUAGAGUCUCUUGUACAGCAUUGUACCCUCCAUUCCUCCAGAAUCAAAACUAGGAUAUUCA
This is a messenger RNA of Rubroshorea leprosula, 481 nucleotides long. The record is from the annotation of a GenBank genome assembly. Lineage: Eukaryota; Viridiplantae; Streptophyta; Magnoliopsida; Malvales; Dipterocarpaceae.